UACAGCGACACACGCACUGCAGGAGUGGGGCUUCCCGCACUGAUCUGACUUUCCGAAGAGGCUCUCCAGCGCCGCGGACAGUCCGCGCGUGAAUAGGGCUGUCCACGCAUCGUCCCGCACAGCCCAUCUGUGGCAGAGAAGGAGUGCGUGCGUGCGUGUGUCAGCGUGUGGGUGUGUGUGUUUUGUUUGGAAGUGUACUUCAAGUGCUCCUGCCCGCGUCUCACAUUACAACGAGUGCGAGAGUGAAUGGAGGAGAGUCGGGGCGCAGCGUAGCGUAGCGGCUCCGUAAUUUCCCGCACGACGAGAGAGACGAGCGAGAGGCUGCAGACGGGAGAGCUGCGAGUUUCGGGGCCGUGAAGUCGCGCGCGGGGCUCCGCGCAGGGUCUCGCGCUCGCAACCGUCGCGUUCGCGGAGGAUCCCGGUUGUCGAGGGGCCGUAACGAGUGAACUGCGGAGGAAGAUUGCCAGUGAACCCGGGUCCCAGGGGUGGACCCAGCAUCUGUCUCGCCUGCAUCUUCUUCUGUAAUCAUCUGAAGUCUUACUGGGUAGAGUUUGGACCAAUGGCAGACACCAGGGUCUUGCUGCUGCUGCUCCUGAUUGGCUGGGAGAAGGUCAUGUGUUUGAACUGGAACCCAAUCCCACGCAAGACUGUCCUCCAUAGUGAAAUGUAUGACAGCGUGGCCAGGUUCCGGGCCGUGGGGGUGUGGAACUACACCAUGCUGACCCUGGCUGAGCACGAGAGGGUUCUGUACGUGGGAGCCAGAGAAGCACUCUUCGCCCUGGACCCGAGCAACAUCAGCAAGCAGCUCAAACCACAGAUUGAGUGGCAAGCUCCCUCAGAAAAGAAGAAGGAAUGUGUUUCAAAGGGCAAGAACAACCAGACCGAGUGCUUCAACUACAUCCGCUUCCUGCAGAGCUACAACCACACGCACCUGUACACCUGCGGCACCUACGCUUUCCAGCCCAAGUGUACCUAUAUAAAUGCAGAGCUCUUCACUCUGAACAGCGCAGCCCUGGAAGAUGGAAAGGGGAAGUGCCCCUACGACCCGGCCAAGGGCCACACAGGGUUGAUUGUUGACAAGGAGCUGUACUCGGCUACGCUCAAUAACUUUCUGGGUACGGAGCCGGUGAUCCUGCGCAACCUGGGACAGCAGCACUACAGCAUGAAGAGCGAGUACCUGACUGCUUGGCUCAAUGAGCCUGACUUUGUGGGCUCAGCCCUUGUGAGGGAGAGCAGCGGGAGUCCAGAAGGGGAUGAUGACAAGAUCUACUUCUUCUUCAGCGAGCGGGCGCUGGAACUGGAUUGUGACAGCGAGCUCAUUGUGGCCCGAGUGGCACGUGUUUGCAAGGGGGAUCUCGGUGGAACAAGGACCCUCCAGAAGAAAUGGACCACGUUCCAGAAGGCCCGGCUCGUCUGCUCCCUCCCAGAGCGCCAUGUGAGCUUCAACAACCUGCGGGCCGUCUUCACGCUGCCCGAAGCUGAUUGGAGGACCACUGCUUUCUACGGCAUCUUCCACGCCCAGUGGGGAGACGUGGACGUGUCAGCGGUGUGCCGGUACCAGAUUGACGAGGUGAAGAACGUGUUUGACGGGCCUUAUAAAGAGUACAGGGACCCCUCCCAGCGGUGGGGACGCUAUGUGGGCACUGUGCCAAGUCCCCGCCCAGGAGCGUGUAUCACCCGCUGGCACAAGGAGAAUGGUUAUAACAGUUCACUGCAGCUGCCCGAUGCCACGUUGAACUUCGCAAAGAAGCACCCGCUGAUGGACGAGCAGGCACAAGCUCGCCCUCUGCUGCUCAAAAAAGGUGUCAACUUCACCCAACUGGCGGUUGACCGUGUCAGCGCACUCGACCAGAGGGCCUACAGUGUGCUCUUCAUUGGCACAGCGAACGGAUGGCUGCAGAGAGUGGUCAUCCUGGGCUCGGAGGCCCAUGUAAUCGAGGAGCUCCAGCUUUUUGACACGCAGCAGCCUGUGGACAGCCUCACUAUAUCCCACUCCAAGAAGUUCCUGUACGCUGGCUCUCGCACCGAGGUUCUCCAGCUACCACUGGCCAACUGCAGCCGCUAUCAGUCCAACCCAGACUGCCUUCUGUCCCGCGACCCCUACUGCGCGUGGGACAGCGAAGGCCGGGCCUGUGUCCGCGUCGACCUACACCGCGGGUCCACUUCUACACUCACUCAAGACCUCAUGCUGGACAGGUUCAACUGGGGCAAGUUUCCUGUGCCCAUCCCAAGCCCUGAACACUCCCCACUGCGGAACAUGACAGUGGUGGUGGGAUCCGACUUGGUUUUGCCUUGCCAACUGGUGUCCAACCUGGCUCAACCAUCAUGGCUUCUAAAUGACCGAGAGCUGGUCCUGGGUCCAGAGGGGAGUACAGGGGCCCGUUUCGACAGAGCUCUGCGCGCUCUAGUUAUCCCAGGAGCUGGCGCUGCGCAGGCCGGUCGCUACACAUGUUACUCGGAGGAGCAGGGUGUCCGCUUCCAGACAGAGCGCUACCAAGUGAUGGUGGUGGCCAGCGCCCCCGUGUUGAUGAAGACUCAUGCCCCUGAUGGGAACAUGGGCCUCUUCUGGGUCCUGGUGAUCACCCUGGGGGCUGCUUGCCUCCUGCUGAUGGGUGUCUCUCUAUACCUGCGCCGCCGCCUAAAGCUGGCAUUGGGCAAGGGGGCAGAAAUGAAGCCCUUGGAGAGCACCUUGGUGUACCCCAUCACCUUGCCAAAGGAGCCUCCCACCUUUGUACCCAGUAAGAUGUCCAGCGAUGAGGACCGAUUCUGGGAAACAGGAGCCAAUUACUACUAUUCUGAUGGCUCCCUGAAGAUUGUUCCAGGCCACGCCCUGUGCCCCAGCGGCAGCUCAGCCUCACCCAGCACCAUCCCUGGCCAGCCAAUCCACUCCCCGAGCCGCCUCAGCUUGACCAACAUCCGUGGUUCGGGCAGCAACGGCUACAUCCGCCUCAAUCUGAGCACGGCCGGGGAGGAGAGGGGCGUCGGGAGUGGUGGUGGGGGGCAUGCUGGAGGUGGGGUUGGGAAUGACUACUCCAGCCCCUUCAAGGAGGAGCUGCGUAGGACCCUGCAGCAGAGGAGUGUGCUGCCAGACGCCAACCCAGAGGAGUCGUCUGUGUAGCCGCCCCCGCCAGAGACUGCGGGUAAUUGCAACUUGACUCACCUACCUCCCUCCUUGUGCGGAGGCCUCUGUCCACAGCCCACUCUCUCGCCAAUCCUUGUCUUGUUCUCUCUCGCUCAGACUUCCAUCGAUCACCUUGCGACGCUACUUCUCUGAAGAGUUUGCACAAGGCUGGUUAUGCGCUACUGUGCUUAAGCACCUUUUGAAAUUUCCAAGCAUCGCGGUAAUUUUCCUCAACAGUCUCACAUGACGCUGUACAUUUUGUAUUUAAAAAUGAGUAUUUAUCCUGGAGGACAACAUCCGAAGCAUGGCAGUCAAACAAAUGGAAGCUUGAACACUGAGAUGGUCUGGUACUACUUUGCACUAGGACUGGAGUGUCUAAGAGCCAAACAUGAAAAAAACUGGCACCAGUACGCUGACUGCAUGGGAAUGGGCCAUUUGCCCAUGUGCUGAGGUUCAUUCUUCUUGCACUUGAAAGAUCGUUUCGACGUGCAGGUUCUUUUGUGAGAGAGACAAAUGCUGAGAAUGAGUGAGAAA
Molecule: messenger RNA, 3655 nt
Organism: Scleropages formosus (Asian bonytongue)
Lineage: Eukaryota; Metazoa; Chordata; Actinopteri; Osteoglossiformes; Osteoglossidae
Gene: sema4c
Product: sema domain, immunoglobulin domain (Ig), transmembrane domain (TM) and short cytoplasmic domain, (semaphorin) 4C
Exons: 15
Coding region: 560-3118 (852 amino acids)
Biological process (GO): positive regulation of cell migration; axon guidance; neural crest cell migration
Cellular component (GO): synaptic vesicle membrane; plasma membrane
Molecular function (GO): semaphorin receptor binding; chemorepellent activity
Source: RefSeq, a predicted model, not a curated record